Branchiostoma floridae (Florida lancelet) is the source of this 3909-nucleotide messenger RNA. RefSeq names its product TGF-beta receptor type-2-like. Lineage: Eukaryota; Metazoa; Chordata; Leptocardii; Amphioxiformes; Branchiostomatidae. The transcript is spliced from 8 exons. The record is from RefSeq and is a predicted model, not a curated record. Gene Ontology annotation, cellular component: signaling receptor complex; plasma membrane. Gene Ontology annotation, biological process: cellular response to growth factor stimulus; protein phosphorylation; transforming growth factor beta receptor signaling pathway. The coding region runs from base 149 to 2065 and encodes 638 amino acids. Gene Ontology annotation, molecular function: ATP binding; metal ion binding; type I transforming growth factor beta receptor binding.
CAGCGGAAGUUAGCUAUGAGUCACUGUCUCACUCGCGACUCCACCAGCUCAGUGACUAUUGCGAACAUUUACGGCAUUUCCUGUCGGGGACACUAGACGGGUAUUGUCUUCUAGUUCCCCCGCUUACAUAUUACCAUUUUCUCCCGCCAUGGUUUCCGCGACUUUGCGUCGGGGUUGGGGACUGGCGGCGUCGAACCGGCGUCGCGGCUGUUCAAUCGUCGGACCGACUUCCAGUCUUCUGUUGACCACCUUAGCAAUCGCGCUUGCUCUGAUGUCGCCCGCCCGGGCCGCCACGUCGUGCCGCGCCUGCGAGGGAACGACGCCCGUGUGCGAUGACGUCACGGGACGUUGUGACGUCAGGUGCGACUACGUCAAGGUGUGCGAGGGGGAGGGCGAUGGCUGCGUCGCGUCCAUGUACCCUGUGGUGGACAACCAGACGGCAGAGAUGACGUAUGAAGUGCAGACGGGAUGCUGGCCCGGCUUCAACUUCAACAACCCUCAGGAGGACGAAUGCAGGGCAGAUGAUACAUUUCCGGGGAUGUACACUUGUCUGUGCGGGACGGACGAGUGUAACGGAGAGAUCAUCAUCCCCCGUGCAGGAGUGGACCGUCCCUCGGUCCCGGAGUCGGGAGGAGACAUCCCCCCGGACUUCCUACUGGAUCCAAAUGACUCUCCGUCUCCCCCCGUGGGGUCGGGCGGUUUCCCCUGGGAUCCCAUGGCAGGGCCUGGACGGGACGAUCCCACUGUCCGUCCAGGGGGUGAGUCCAACCAUCACUUCGUGGGUAGCUCUGCCACUGCUAGUGCUGACAGAGCCUAUGGACCAGACAACACCAGUGUCCUCAUCGGUAUCGUCACCAUCAUCCCCGCCAUCCUGGUCCUGGUCCUUGUCAUCUUUGCCGCGUACGUUCUCUACCGCCGGAGACACCCGAAGACCCCGCCUUCGUCAAUCUUCGGCACCAAGCUCGAGGACGGCAACGGAAACUACCAAAUAAAGCUCGACGACUUCGACUCGGAGGUGGCCGACCCGAGCUUGGAAAACACUCUGAAUCACAACGAGGAACACUUACCCAUCAAACUGGACACCUCGGUCGGGAAGGGACGCUUCGCAGAAGUCUGGAAGGGAAAACUGUUUCAAGAGAGCGAGGACAGAUUCGUUACUGUCGCCGUUAAGAUCUUCCGCUACGAUGAGAAGCAAUCUUGGCAACGUGAGAAGGACAUCUUCUCAGACCCAGCCUUGAAGCACCCCAACAUCUUAGACUUUCUGACAGCUGAGGAGCGGGGUAGUGGCAUCGAUAGGCAGUACUGGCUCAUCACUAGUUACCAUAGUAACGGCUGUCUGAGGGCGUACCUCGGACGUCACGUGCUGUCGUGGGAACAGCUGAUUGUGAUGAGUCAGACGACAGCGGCAGGGCUGGCCUAUCUGCACGCAGACAGAGCCACGGACGGAGCGGCCAAGAUGCCGAUCGCUCACAGGGAUGUGAAGAGCUCGAAUGUGCUGGUGAAGAGUGACGGAACCUGCUGCCUGGCUGACUUUGGGCUGGCUCUCAACUUGGACCCCACAAUAAGGGUGGAAGAGUACGCUAACAGUGGCCAGGUGGGCACACCUAGGUACAUGGCCCCUGAGGCGCUGGAGUCCCGUGUGAACCUGGUAAACCUGGAGUCCUUCAAACAGAUUGACGUGUACGCCAUGGCACUGGUACUGUGGGAGAUGCUCGCCAGGUGUGAGGUCACUGGAGAUGUGGCCCCCUACCAACCCGCGUACGCUGACAAGCUGAGCGGCGACCACCCCGGGAUCGACACCAUGAAAGACGUGGUGAUCCGUGGACGAGAGAGGCCUGACAUCCCACCUGGUUGGCUGGUACAUCAGGGGCUGUGCCGAAUGUCAGAGAUCAUCGAGGACUGUUGGGACCACGAUGGCGAGGCUCGCAUCACCGCGUCGUGCGCAGAGGAGAGAAUAAACGAACUACAGAAGCGCCAGUUCACCGCCAUCACUAUAGACUCAGAAGAUGACGAAAAAGAACCCUUAAGACCAAAAACCAGAUAUAUUGAAGAAACAGAUGUAUAACCAAGACUCAAAGAUGAGAGCUGUACAAAUGCUUGUUUACCUAGCCUUCAGAUGCUUUACAUAUAUAAGUUACAUAGUGAAACAGAACGUUACUCGGCAAGGUGUUUUACAAUUUGGAAACUUGUUUCAGCCCUGCAGGGACUUUUACGAAUUAGAAACUUGUUUCAGUCUAAGAUUCUUCAAAAGGAUGCAUAUGGCUUUUGUAUUCCGAUUUUGUGCAAUUCGUCCGCAUACUAUUUUUAGGUUUGGAAAACCGGAACUUGUAAAUAGAUAUCUCAGCAUAUCUAAUCAAGCUUGUAGCUACAACAAAAAUGAGUUAAUUUUUCAAUGUGUAGGCUUCAUAUUGAGUCAAUCAUUUUCUAUAAAUUUCAAUGAAUUGCAGUACUUUUACAAAUGUAGAGAUACAAAAUAUGCUUUAAGUUUUGGUCACAAAGCAGAUUAUAACUGCUACUUUUUAGGAACUGUUUUAUUGCAGGUUUUGUUGGGUAAUAUAUUUUUUACUAACACACUAGUGAGAUUUCAGUUCAUUGGGGGAAUAUGUAACCUUUAAAUUGAAUCUCACAGAAGUUGUGAUGUAGUUGGAUUGGAAAUUUAGAUGGAUUGGACAUUUUUGUAGCGGUUUUUAGCGUGGCUGUUGUAAUGUGGUAGGAAUAUUGUGAACAUGAAGUGUAAUGAUUCUGAGCAAAUUGACGCACAAAGUAAAAAUUGUAACCCAGGGAAUCAUGACAUUUUUUUGCAAAAAUUGAUUUGCAUAACUGAAAUUCUUGAAGCAAAUGAAUGCUGAUUGGUUGACUUGCCUGCUGUAUUUUCCAUCUGAUUGGCUAAAAUAUCACAGAUAUUAGGGACCAAUCUGAUUGGUCUAUCAUACAGCAUACUGAUUGGUUGCUUGCCAGCUUUCUUUGCCAUCUGAUUGGUUGACACCACAACCAAUGGCCAAGUGAAGUUGAAGUAAUUUUGUACAAAAGUGCCCUUUCUUCCCUGUGUAAUAGGGAGUAUUGUAAAUAGUUCUGUAUAAACAUGUAUACAUAACAUUCUAUUUUUCUAGCUACUAAAUGUGGUUGCUGGUCGCCAUCUCUCUCUUUCUUUCAUCCUUCAUUUUCAAAGUUCUGAGAACUUGUUUUAACUCACUUUCUGGGAGACUGUUCUUUACCAUUAUGUAACAUUUCUUUUAAAUGUGACUGCCAGAAAAACAUACGUGUGACAUCAAAUGUAUAGAUUCUUUGCUUCUUCUGUUGGUAUAUGAUAUACACUCCUUAUAAUAUAACAUAGUGAAAUUUUGAGAGUUCUAAUAAGUUAUAAUUGCACAGAUACUACAAAUUUCUUUUUAUAGUCACAGUAACAACGUAGUACACAUGAAGUUAACUUUGUGCUAAGUGACCAUCUUAGAAUUGUUCUUGAUUUCACAAUGAGACAUUACAGAAGCAAAUGAUAAUAAGUCUGAUUGAUGACUAGUUCUAUCAACUCUGACCUCUACUUCCUGACACUCUGACCUUUGCAGUCAUCCUUCCACUCAGUUACAAAGUAGCACACACAAAGUAAAUGUUAUUAAUGUAAUUGAUGCUGUAUCACAUUCAUUUUAGUAUAAGUUUUUUCAAUGUUUUGAAAAGAAAACUUGUAAGCUAAUGUUGGUGUGCCAGAAAAUUACUUUUUUUUUACUGAAGAUGAUAUGUUGUGAUUAGAUUGACACUUAUUUUCUGUCCUAGCAUUUACUGACUGGCGGUUAUGUUUAUUAACUAUUUUGUACAUAUUAACUCUUGUAAAUAUGUCCUGCUGAAAGCACAAAUAAUAAUAUGGAUGAAUUCUUGUUGGAGGGAAGUCCUCAAUAAAAGCUAACUUGAAAAAUA